AUGGUCGCCUCUGCUGGUCAACCUACUCGUCUCUAUGUCAAGGGUGUAUUCCUUGGUUACAAGCGUGGUCUGCGUAAUCAAUACUCGCACACGGCAUUGGUGAAGAUCCAGGGCCUGACGGACAAGAAAGAAGUGGACUUUUACUUGGGAAAGAAGAUUGCUUACAUUUACAAGGCCAAGUCUUUGAAAAACGGCACCCAAUUUCGCGUCGUGUGGGGCAAGGUUGUCCGUGCUCACGGUAGCAACGGUGUCGUCCGUGCCAAGUUUGCCAAGAAUUUGCCAGCCGAGGCCAUUAGCAAGAGUGUGCGCGUCAUGCUUUACCCGAGCCGCGUUUAA
This is a messenger RNA of Peronospora farinosa, 336 nucleotides long. Lineage: Eukaryota; Oomycota; Peronosporomycetes; Peronosporales; Peronosporaceae. The record is from the annotation of a GenBank genome assembly.